GUCAUAGAAACCAUUUGUCCACACAGGCACAAAUCCCAUUUACUGGUAGAAGAGCAUGGAAAGCUGAGAGGGGAGGCAACACCUUGAGUCUGGCAGGAUCAAAGCUGCUCAUCUAACAGAAGAACACUCUAUGGCCCUGGUUGCAAUUCUACCUUAACACACCAAAGAUGACUCAAGAAAUCGACUGGUUACGCAGUGGGGCAGCUGUAUGUAAAGUAAACCACUACAGCCCUGAAGGACAGAAGGACCAGGACCGUAAAAUGAUAUGCUUCGUUGAUGUCUGCAGCCUAAACGUAAAGGAUAAAGAUCGGAGAGGAUUUAAUGAACUUGAUCUGGGCAGUUUGGAGGAGAAAGAAGUUAUUGUAAUAAAAGACAAUGAGAAAAACAACCCCAAUAAUACUGAAGGUGCCGUCUGCCUUUUCAAGCAAGGCUCCACUGAAGAGCUCAACAUUGUGAGUUGGCUAAGCAAUGACCUUCAGAAAUAUGCCAUUGGAUUUCAACAUGCACUGUCACCUGCAACUGGCUCUCGUAAAACUAAUGCCUACACCCUUGCAUCUGAAAAGUUGCCUUCAAGUAGCUCCAGUGGUCAAAGAGUAAGCCAAGAAAGUGGUACUUCCAGCUAUGUCACUAAACUUUGCUCCCUGGUGGUUCAAAAGGCACGUCAGGAAAUCCAGAAUAAACUGGAAAGUAGCAGCAGCAAGACCACACGCCAUCCUGUGCCCAGUUCUGAAAAAGUUCCAACAACAGGGUCUUAUGAUGGUGGUUCAGAAAAGCCUUGGUCAUUGGAUGUGCAUGCAAAAGACAUUUUUGGAAUGGCAUUAAAACUGAUACAGCAACACCUAAUAGAAAAAACAAAGGAAGCAUCUCAUGAGCCACAUGCCACUUCCUCUAGCUAUGCACAUAGGGAUUCUAAUUAUGACCGGCCUGGAGGAAGCCCAUCUUCCAAAUGUCCUCCAGGGACAGGUGGGCUGCAAGAGCCUUCUCGGCAUGAAUCGCCAAAGGCAAGUAUAUCUGGUAUCAUCUUGUCACUUGUUCAGAAAGUCUUGCGUGAUGCUGCUUCCAAUCUGGAUGACAGUGCCAGUGAUGCAAACAGGGCUUAUAAGCAGGCCUCCACUUCAUAAAUCAGGCUCAGGAGCAAAAGGGCCCUAUUAAAACAGACUAAUGGAGCACUGGAUAUGUAUGGCAAUAUCGAUCAGAUAAGCAAACAAUUUAUUGACCAGUUGAUGUAAUCUGUGAUGAAGUUGAGUCAGUUUGUGGCAA
Heteronotia binoei (common prickly gecko) is the source of this 1260-nucleotide messenger RNA. Its product is annotated as A-kinase anchor protein 4-like. Bases 168 to 1121 code for a protein of 317 amino acids. The transcript has a single exon. Lineage: Eukaryota; Metazoa; Chordata; Lepidosauria; Squamata; Gekkonidae. Gene Ontology annotation, molecular function: protein kinase A binding. Gene Ontology annotation, biological process: intracellular protein localization. Gene Ontology annotation, cellular component: sperm fibrous sheath; sperm principal piece; cytoplasm. The record is from RefSeq and is a predicted model, not a curated record.